UGCCUUUAAAAGAGGAGCCUUUAAGGGGGGGGGGCUCUGACUGAGAGGCAGAGAUCAGAGACGCUGCAGCAGCACCAGCAGAAGCAGCAGAAGCCCAGGAGGAGGAAGGAGGCAGACCCCCAUCUCCAGGAAGGAGAUGGCCAGCCACCCCCCACCCUCAGCCGGGCGACGCCAGUUCAGCUCCCAGUGGCCAAUGCAGGGCAUCCUCAGCGACUCGGUGGAAAGCUCCGAUGAUGAAGAAUUCUUUGACGCACGAGAGGAAGUGGUGGAAGGCAAGAGCACCAAUGCAGCCAUCCUCCUGGGGAUGAGCCAGUGGAACUCCAACGACUUGGUGGAGCGGAUCGAGACCAUCGGGAAGCUGGAGGAGAACCCAGUAGUAGGAGAAGACCCCCCUUUCUGCUCCUCUGGCGUUCUGCAAGAAAAGCAACGGGAGUUGUACCGGGCCUCUCUGAGGAAGCAUCGCUACCCUACCCAAGGCAGCAUUGAGAUCCAUGAGGACGGCGAGGAGGCUGCUCAGCAGCAGAGCUGCAAGACGCAGGUCCUGAUCCUGGUGCUUCACGGGGGCAACAUCCUGGACACAGGCGCCGGGGAAGCUGGCAGCAAGGUGGCCGACAUCAACACCUUCGCCACCGUCUUUGAGGAGGUGACGCAGGCCCACUUCCCAGCCGCCUUGGGCCACAUCCUCAUCCGCCUGGUCCCCUGUCCGGCUGUCUGCUCCCAGGCCUUCUCCCUCAUGGCCAACCUGAACCCCUACAGCUACGACGAGACCUCCCUCAGCAGCAGCGAGGACCACAUCCCUCUGGCCGCCUUGCCGCUCCUGGCCAUCUCCUCCCCAAAGUACCAAGAGGCAGUGGCCACCGUGAUCAGCAGAGCCAACCAUGUUUACAAUGAAUUCCUCAGGUCUCCCGACGGGACCGGCUUUAACGGACAGGUCUGCCUGAUUGGGGACUGCGUGGGAGGAAUUUUGGGGUUCGAUGCCAUCUGCUACAGCACAGGGCUGGCAGGUGAAAGCCAGGCCAGCAGCAGGAGAGGCAGUGCCAGCAGCGUCCAGGAUAAUUCGCUCUCGGCAGAAGACUCAAACCUGGGGGACCUCAAGCGCCUCAGCAAAAGCAAUAUUGACAUCUUGGGGAUGGCGGAGGACGAGGAGCCCAGGCAAGCCUUGCUGCGGAAACAAAGCAGCUGCUCCAUCUACGACUGCGAUGCCAUCGCCCAGCACCACGCCUUCCUCUCCAGCAUCCACUCCACAAUGCUGGAUGAGGAUUUCCCUGCUGAGGAUGCUUCCAACACAUCAGACCUCAACCUGGGGCGCUUUGAGUUUGAGGUCUCCGACUUCUUCCUCUUUGGCUCCCCGCUUGGUCUGGUGCUGGCCAUGAGGAGGACGGUGCUCCCUGGCCUGGAAGUUGCCCAAGUCCAUCCUGCCUGCAGCCAGGUUUACAGCCUCUUCCACUCGGCUGACCCCUCGGCCUCUCGGCUGGAGCCCCUCUUGGAGAACCAGUUCCACCUCCUGUCUCCCUUUGCCGUGCCCAGGUACCAGAGAUACCCACUGGGCGAUGGGCGGUCCCACCUCUUAGUGGAUGCGCUCCAGGCCCACAAGGCCCUCUUUGCCGAGGAGGGGUCUCCUGAAAUACUUUCCAUGGUGGAAGCGCCAGAGCUCCUGGAUGCGUCCGAAGGGAAGGCCCAGGGCAGGAGGCGGAGGAGCAGGAGGCGGAGGGGAAGCACCGGCAGCAGCAACAGCGAGAGCUCAGGCUCAACGGAGAGUCUGCUGCCCACCAACAUGGCUGAGAUAACUUCCAAAUGGUGGGGGUCCAAGCGGAUAGACUAUGCGCUCUACUGCCCAGGCGUCCUCACGGCUUUUCCAACAGUGGCUUUGCCACAUCUCUUCCACGCCAGCUACUGGGAAUCGACAGACGUAGUCGCUUUCAUCCUGAGACAGGUGAUGAGAUUCGAAGCCAUCAGUGUCAAGGAAAGCAACAGUUUGGACCUGGGGACACUCAGCCCUUCCAAUCCACGCGAGAAGUGGCUGCGCAAGAGGACCCAAGUCAAGCUCAGGAACGUCACCUCCAACCACCGCUCCAACGACAUCAUUGCGGCUGAAGGAGGGGGCCAGGUGCUGGUGGGGCGCUUCAUGUACGGCCCUCUGGACAUGGUGGCUCUGACGGGGGAAAAGGUGGACAUCUUCAUCAUGACUGAGCCCUCCUCUGGGCGAUGGGUCUACUUCGAUACGGAGAUCACCAACAGCAGCGGCAGGGUCUCCUACAGCAUCCCCAAGGAGAAGAGGCUCCUGGUGGGCGUCUACCCCAUCAAGAUGGUGGUCAGGGGAGACCAGAGCAGUGCCGUCAGCUACCUGACCGUUCUCCCCAGAGGGAUGGAGUGCAUUGUCUUCAGCAUAGAUGGCUCCUUUGCCGCCAGUGUCUCCAUCAUGGGCAGUGACCCGAAAGUCCGGGCAGGGGCUGUCGAUGUGGUCAGGCACUGGCAAGACCUGGGCUACCUGAUCCUCUACAUCACGGGGCGCCCCGACAUGCAGAAGCAGCGGGUGGUCUCCUGGCUCUCCCAGCACAACUUCCCCCAGGGCAUGAUCUUCUUCUCCGACGGCCUCGUCCAUGACCCCCUCCGGCAGAAGACCAUUUUCCUCCGCAACCUGGUGCAAGAGUGCCACAUCAAGAUCUGCGCCGCGUAUGGCUCCAUGAAGGAUAUCUCUGUCUACAAUGUCCUGGGCCUCUCCCCCUCCCAGAUCUACAUCGUGGGACGGCCGGCCAAGAAGUACCAGGCGCAGUGCCAGUUCCUGAGCGAAGGCUACGCUGCCCACUUGGCCACGCUGCAGUCCAGCCUUCCUUCCCGGCCCAAGAAGAACAACUCACGCAUGAUCCUGCGCAAAGGCAGCUUUGGGCUCCACUCCCAGCCGGACUUCCUGCGCAAGCGGAACCACCUCCGGAGGACAAUGUCCGUCCAGCAGCCGGACCCCCCCUCCUUGACCCCUAAGCCAGAGCGGGCCCAGAGCCAGCCUGAGUCGGAUAAGGACCAUGACCGCCACCUGACCCCCCUAGGCUGGAUGCGUGGGGGCCCCCAUAAGUUUGAGCCUGUCCCUUAGUGUGCUGCUGGGGAGGGGGUGGCAUGUGCUGCUGCGGCAUGUGGCUCGUUGGUACGUUGAUUGUGUGUGUUGCGGGCGGCACCUGUGCUUGGAGCCUCGUCCGCCAGUGGGGCAGCUUUGGGGCUGGUCGGCCCGAGGUAUUGUGAGUCCUUGCUGCCCCGUGGCGCCUGCCCUUGAGGGCGGGCUUUGCGUCGCGGUGGAUCUUCCUCUCGCGACACGGAGGCCAGAGGAAGAGAGGUGCACAGUCAGAGGCGGUGGUUGCGACUGGGCAGGCGAGUGAGUGAGCCUUUCAGUGUUUGCUUUGUUAGAAGAUGUGCAAUAAAGUGGGGGGCAGGAAAGUUCUGGAAUAUCCCACUGACGGGGGGCUCAAGAGGCACCUCCAGUCCAUCAACACUUUACGUCUGCUUCUCAGACAAUAAAAAGGCCAGGCAGCUUUACGUUCCUUUUCCAAGCAUGGAGACCUUAGAGGGGAAUGUCAGACAAAAUGGGGGGAAGGCAGUUGGUUAGUGGGGGCAUCUGGUGUUCUUGUUGGAGGGGACCCUAGGCAUGGUUUCUUUGCCUCCCCAAAAGGCAGAAGGGGUGCUGUGGACCAAUGCCCAUGGAGAUCUGUGGCUGACAUGCCAGGAAGAGAGUCAGGUUGGGGGGAAGAAAGAGAACCUGCCCACCUCCAGAAAAGUUGGGUAAACAGGGUCCUGGGUUUGAGUCACUUCUGACUGUUCCCAGGUGUGUUUUCCCUGACUGUUGCCACUGCCACACAGUUGUGUUUCUUGCGUUUGUCUCUGGAACUGAACCCCACCCCGGUGCAAUCCGGUGGACAAGCCAAACAGCAGUGGAGGCCCUAGCUCCUCUUCCUCCUUUCUUUCCAGCGCCAGAACCGCUGGAGCGGCCUCCAUGUGCGUGGCAUGCGCCGUAGUUGCUCCUUGUCAUGAUGGCGUCUUGUGAAACAUGGUGGGCCCUGGUGUGUCCCUGGCGCUUUAGUGUGUACAAACCCAUGUGUUCCCUCUACAGUAUUAUUAGAUAGGGAUCUCGGGUAGACAAGGCCACUCUGUGUGUAAGUGUGCGUGUGCGUGUGUGUGCACCCAUUUAAUCCUCCUGGAGGCAGCCAAGGAUGGCUUUGGCACAUGCACCUAUGGCUCAUGGAACUCCAUGACUUCCCAGGAUUCCCGGCGGGGAGGACCCUCAGAGAGCGCACCUUGCAUCUCUCAGCUCAUCCCCAUUUUGCUGCGACUGCGGCUGCUGCUUUCCCCAUUUGGGUGCUGGUGCUGUUCCAGACAUGAGAUAACUUACCCAAAGUGCUUCUCCAAACCUGAGCUUCCACAUUCAAGAGCACUCUUUCGAGAGAGGAACCAGGUGGCCCUCUAGACAUUCCCAUAGACGUCCAGCGCCUGGAUAACUCCUUGAGGCAAUUCCUGGCCCUCCAGAAUUGGAGCCCCAGCUGCCUCUGGGAUGCAGGGUUUCAGAACUGUUUCCAAGGGCCAUGUGCAGAAUGCCUGCAAGGGCCCCAGUGUCCUUCCCAGAGAAACAAGGGGGGCUUGGUUUUGGAAGUGAAUGGCCCUCAGGUACUCUGCGUGGAGCGAAUGCGUGGGGUGCAAGCAGCGCAAGGCUGAAGAGAAGUGAUUUCUAUUUGCAAAUAGUCUUAAGGUUGUUGUUAUUGUUUGGUUGUUGUUGUUUAUUUAUUUAAAAGAGAGAGAGAGAGAGAGAUGGAUUCCAAACUGGGUCUCAUUUUGGCAGCUGAUGUCAAAGCUGCUGGAGCAGGGGAACCUAUGGCCCUCCAGGUGUUGCUUCGCAGGUACCAGGAGCGUCCCUCCUCCGUUGGCAAGGCCAGGCUGGCAAGGCAGGGAUGGGAACCUUGGAGGGCAUGGGAGGAUGGUGCUGGGCGGCCUGGAGGUCCCUCCGUCUUUGUGUGAGUCUGGGGGGGGGGGUCUUUUCCUUGCAAGGGGAGCCCAAAUCUAUGGCUCUCUUCCUGGUUUCACAUCAAUGUACAGCUGUGGGAUCCUUGCAGAGGAGCUUAAACGGUCUCCUCUGUCCUCCCCUCUCUUUGUGUCUUUUGGGGGACAGGAGGGGGGUGAGGGCAAAACGUUUUAUGCGGAUCUUGUUUUCCAGAACAACCCCCUGACAGUGUCGGUCAUAUCAAAUAAACACCUUCUUUGCCUUCCA
This is a messenger RNA of Sceloporus undulatus (fence lizard), 5245 nucleotides long. It is a transcript of the gene PITPNM3, whose product is annotated as PITPNM family member 3. Gene Ontology annotation, cellular component: cytoplasm. The record is from RefSeq and is a predicted model, not a curated record. NCBI's taxonomy places the organism in Eukaryota, Metazoa, Chordata, Lepidosauria, Squamata, Phrynosomatidae. Gene Ontology annotation, biological process: phospholipid transport. Gene Ontology annotation, molecular function: phosphatidylinositol binding; metal ion binding; phosphatidylcholine binding.